AGUCGGACACAACCUAACUCUAUGGACACAACGCAUCUAGUUGGCAACAGGAUCAUUUGGCUGUAUCGUAGCCAUCAAUUAUAACAUAUCUAUAUAUUUCUAUCUUUCUACUCUUACUGAUAAAGAGUGUCAACGUUUGCCGACAAACUCAAGCUGAUCGCACAAGUCCAAGGGCCAGAUAGAGCAAGAUGCGGCUGAUGAAACCAUCUGUUGAGUGCCGAAACUACUACAGUUAGCUAGCAAGAACAUGCUGGGGUAUAUCUGGCAGUAUUUCUACACAUCCUUCCUCAGGUUGUGUCUGAAGUGGAUCCUUCGUCACGCCACAGGGAAGUGUGAACUGCAGCGGAUAUGUUCCUCCUACAAACCUGGAGCCACCAGGACCACAAAAACAGAACUCUCUCUUAAUUCAUCAAAAAGCAAGGUGUUGAGGGCGAGUGUGGAUGCUGAGGAGGAUGGGGUGGAGGCCUGUGUGCUUCAGAUCAUGAGGGAGAAGAACAUCAAGGCUGAGAAAGAUCCCACGUUUCAGAUGAAUUUACAGGCGUGUCUUUUACAAAUCACUGGCCACAAGAGCUUGUUUGGGUGUGUGGAGGAGAGGAGGAAGGAGGUCUUUGACCCCAACAACACAGAUCAUGAGAACAUGCUGCUGAAGCUGUGGGAGCUCCUCAUGCCGGCCACCAGACUGGAGGCCCGGGUCACCAAGCAGUGGGGCGACAUCGGUUUCCAAGGAGACGACCCCAAGACAGAUUUCCGGGGAAUGGGCAUGCUGGGACUCAGUAACCUGCUCUUCUUCAGUCAGAACUACACGGAAGAAGCUCGCCAGGCCUUGUCUCAUGCCAACCACCCCAGACUAGGGUACUCCUAUGCCAUCGUGGGUAUCAACCUGACUGAGAUGGCCUACAGCCUGAUGAGAGCGGGGUUGCUGAAGCCUCACUUCUACAACAGUGUCCCCGGCCGCCCAACCAUGCACCACUUCCACAUGCUCUACUGUUACUUGGCAUACGAGUUUGACAGGUUCUGGGUACAGGAGCAGCCGGAGAGCAUCAUGGAGUUCAACCACUACCGGGAGAAGUUCCACGAUCAGGUGAAACAGCAGCUGCAGGACCCCAGCGUGUCUCUGCUACUGUUCAGCAGUAGGACCUGACCAGGAACAUAUCACCCCUCAGGACCAAGAAUGGGAGCACUUGGAGAA
This is a messenger RNA of Hypomesus transpacificus, 1189 nucleotides long. It is a transcript of the gene elmod2, whose product is annotated as ELMO/CED-12 domain containing 2. The record is from RefSeq and is a predicted model, not a curated record. Gene Ontology annotation, cellular component: membrane. Gene Ontology annotation, molecular function: GTPase activator activity. The transcript has 10 exons. Lineage: Eukaryota; Metazoa; Chordata; Actinopteri; Osmeriformes; Osmeridae. Bases 248 to 1141 code for a protein of 297 amino acids.